AUGGAUUGGUACUUUGGGAGUGACGUGAAUGAUUAUCUUAUACCCAGAGAUCAGGAUUUAUUGGACAUACAUCCUUCACCAGACUAUUGGUCAAACUGGGAAAUAAGUGCAGCUGAAGGUUCUACUUCACCUAAACAAUUUUUUAUCAUGGAUUUCUUUGAAGAAAAAUUCAAUAAUCAAAUUGAGCUUGAACCAUCUCUGCAUGAUAAAGAUCAGUUUAGCCGUUCAAGUGUAUGUGGAAGAUUGCCUGAGCAAUCUUUUCAACAGACAGCACUUUCAUGCGAUCAGCCUAAUUACCAGCUUCAAGAUCUACCCAGAUUCGAACAGAUGAAUGACUCUUUCUUGAAUUCUGUACGGGAAGAUCUGUCAUGUGUUGAUGUUGAAAACCUAGAUAAAGUCAUCAUUUCACCUAUAAAACAAAGCAGCAGUACACCUGAUACACUGCAGAAAAAUACCACAGAUUCUAAGUAUGUUUCAAGCAACUCAGCUUCAAAGGAUUGUCCAGAUAGGGAGGCAUCACCAGCCAAGGUUUUAGACCCAUUUGAGCAAUGCAGCAAGGAUGAUGACAUGCAUGAGUCAUCAUCACUUGAGGAAUUCAUUUUAAAGGAUCUUGAGAUGGUAAUUGGACAGUUCACGGAGAAGACCCGACUUUGCUUCCGAGAUGCCCUGUAUCGUCUUGCCAGAAAUACAGAACAACUUAAUGAAAUGCUGGACCAGAAUCAAGAUUUUAGCCUCCAAAAGACAAUGCCACGUACAGAUCACAAUGAAAUAAAGAAGAGGACUCAGGAAGAGAAAUCAAUGGAAUCAACUACCAACAAUAUUGACAGAAUAAUUGCAAGUCUCAUGUUCAAAAGUAUGGAGUUCAAUAUACAUGAUCCUCCACUUACUCCAUCAACGAACUUUUCAGAGUCCUUAAAUAUGGAAGAAAAGUCUGACUAUUCCUAUGCUCAAGAAGAAAAGUCUGACUAUUCCUAUUUUCAAGAAUUACCAACAGAUGUACAGAUUUCAAGGUUUGGACUAAGUAAUCAACUAAGGGACAUCGGUUCAUACACCACUUGUGAAGAUCCUGUAAAGAAAUCUUUCAUGUUUGGGUAUGGUUAA
Messenger RNA from Sphenostylis stenocarpa, 1101 nucleotides. The record is from the annotation of a GenBank genome assembly. NCBI's taxonomy places the organism in Eukaryota, Viridiplantae, Streptophyta, Magnoliopsida, Fabales, Fabaceae.